AAUAGCAGGUCUUCCUGGCCUCUGGUGACUGCAGACACCUGAGCUGUACACACAGAGCAGAGCAUGGCCGGCCCGCGGGCAUCUCUCCUGGUGGCCCUCAUCCUCCUUUCUGUGGCGCUUCAGGCAACGGAUGCAGGUCCCUAUGGCGCCAACGUGGAAGACAGCAUCUGCUGCCGGGACUACAUCCGCCUCCCGCUGCCCCAGCGUCUGGUGAAGAGCUUCUACUGGACCUCGGACUCCUGCCGCAGGCCUGGUGUCGUCUUGCAGACCAUCAGGGACCGCGAGAUCUGUGCCAACCCCAGACAGCCCUGGGUGAAGAGGAUCCUUCAGCAGCUACCAGCAUAAGAGGGUUCCCCAGAGGACCCCGGCCUUGGCUUCUCCAGGAAGGCUCAGCGAGCCCUACCUCUCCACCUUUACAGCAGCUGCCAAGCAGAAGUGAGCUCUGUCCCUGCAGCCGUCCCCUCAGCCAGGCCUCCCUGUCACUUCCCUUCCCCUCCGGCUUCCCACUGCUCCCAAGCCCCUGGGCCUGCUCCCAGCCCUCCGGGUCUGGUGGCCUCUGUCUCGGCCUCGCCCCUUCCUGCCUGCACUGAGCUACAGUCUCCCUCCCCGAUCCCAGGCCCUCCUUCUACUCCUGGGCAUGUCCAGCUGCACCAGCCCUCUAAGGCCUCGCUGGCAGGCAGUGAUCAAGUUUCAUUUUGUGACUUUCCUGGUCCUCCACAGACUCACCCUCAGUCUGCUCAGAAUUCUUGGGAUCUGGGACCUGGCUGUCCGGCUCUGUUGGUUAGACCAAGGUCUCCACCUGCGUUACUCUUGUCUCCUGGCCUCCAGGUCCAGGCCCUGAAUCUGAGAUUAACAAGGGGUCACAAGCUGAAUCAAUAAAAGUAAUGUCCCCCCACCUCUCACCCCCCAAAAGGGAAGUUAGCCGUCAGUACAGGCUCAGGUCAUUAGGCAGGGGCCACAGCUGCGUUAAUUGUGAAUUCCCAAAUUUGCUCAGAUUCAACCCCCCCCCCCAUUUUAACUAGGUACUGGGUCUUUUGUGAAAUCCUUAUUUUUUAAUUAUUUUGGCUCUGGAAUUGAACUAGGCAAGUGCUCCAACACUGAGCUGUGUCCCCAGCUUGUCUAGGGGCUUCUUGCUCUUUUUCUUCCCUCAGACUUUUUGUGGUCCUCUGACAGACAUGGACACUCAGGCCUGACCUCCUCAGAGGCCACCCCACACCACUUCCCGCCUCCUUCCCUAAAUAGCUGAUAACCGAAUUCAUGCUAUGGUGUCAAUGACUACCUGACUUGGGAUUAUAAGCUCCAGUGAUAUUUAUAUAUGAAAAGAAAGUAACUACUUAAGAGGGAACGAAAUGAAAUGGGAGAAUAGGGGGAUUGUGUGGGAGGGGACAAGGUGGAAUUUCCUGGCCUGUGAGGCGACUGGCUGGGUGGGGCAGCUGUGGGGGGCUUGUUCGCAGGUGGUUGGGGCCAGGCUAAGAACUGGGAUUUGGGACUUUCUGUGCCUCCCUGAGGACACCAGUGUCCCAGGUGGUGGGAGUCCUUUCUGAAGGACUCAGUGGGCCAUUGGAACUGUGUGACCCCGGAGGAGCCGGGUUCCCUCUCCAAGCCUCACCUGAGGAAGGAAGAUGAGAGAAACCACCUGAGGGGACUGUGAAGGCCCCAGGUCAGCGAGCAGGGAUGGACGCUUCGCCAGCCCAUCUGCUGGGUCUCUCGGGGCCUCUGUCUCUCCAGGAGCCCCCGGUCACCCGCCUGCCUCAGGCCCUGAGUGUGCUCACCUGCCUGCUGCCUGUGAACAGAGCCCUCGAGUGCCCUGGGGUCCCCUCCCCUGCUGCCCACCCUUGCCUCCCAGACCUUCUGGAAAAUAAAUCCUCUUAACUAG
Molecule: messenger RNA, 1876 nt
Organism: Sciurus carolinensis (gray squirrel)
Lineage: Eukaryota; Metazoa; Chordata; Mammalia; Rodentia; Sciuridae
Gene: Ccl22
Product: C-C motif chemokine ligand 22
Exons: 3
Coding region: 64-345 (93 amino acids)
Biological process (GO): inflammatory response; G protein-coupled receptor signaling pathway; chemokine-mediated signaling pathway
Cellular component (GO): extracellular region
Molecular function (GO): CCR chemokine receptor binding; chemokine activity
Source: RefSeq, a predicted model, not a curated record